This is a messenger RNA of Ochotona princeps (American pika), 2865 nucleotides long. It is a transcript of the gene LY6G6F, whose product is annotated as lymphocyte antigen 6 family member G6F. The coding region runs from base 383 to 1282 and encodes 299 amino acids. The record is from RefSeq and is a predicted model, not a curated record. NCBI's taxonomy places the organism in Eukaryota, Metazoa, Chordata, Mammalia, Lagomorpha, Ochotonidae. The transcript has 6 exons.
GUCUCCCCUGUGGGUGCAAAGUUCCAAGGACUUGGACCAUCCUUUGCUGCUUUCCAAGGCCAUUAGUAGGGAGCUGGAAUGAAAGAGAAGCAGCCAGAAUUCAAACAGGAGCUCAUAUGGGGUGCUGGUGCCACAGGCAACAACUUUGCCCACACAGCAAAGCGCCAGCCCCGAGGAGGUCAUUUCUGAAGCAGUCUGGACUAGGUCUUUCUGCUCCUAGGACAGAAGGGUGGCGGUCACUUUUCCUCCAGCAGACAAGCUCCAGGGCCUUAUCUCAUCCUCUUCAGAGAGCCAUGUCACUCCAGACCCGGACUUUUAUUUGGGCUGUUUCCUCCCUGAGGACACCAGGUCUUGGAACAAGCGCACUCGGCAGGCCCUGACCAUGGCACUCUUACUCAUCCUCCUUCUGUUUCUUCAUUGGUGCUCGCGAGCUGCUGCAGACAACAUCCGGGAGAUCUACGUGUCCACGGGGGAGGCUUUGGAGCUGUCAUGCCCUUUGCCACCCACCCUACAGGGGGACGAGGUCCUGUCUUGGUUCCAUAGCGCUGCCACGGGCUCUUCCACCACCAUGGUGACUCAAGUCCAAGUAGCCAAGUCCAUCCCAGACCUCGGAAAAACUAUAAAGGACUCCAGGCCCAAGCUGCUGGGAAAUUAUUCUUUAUGGCUGGAGGAGUCCAAAGAGAGAGACGCUGGGAGGUACUGGUGUGCUGUGCUGGGUCAGCGCUACAAGUACCAGAACUGGAGGGUGUAUGAUGUCUCCCUGCUCCAAGGAUCCCAGUUGUCUGCAAGGACCACAAAUGGGUCUUCCUGCACAGUCCUCCUCUGUUCCAUGCUGCCCGCCAGACGCCUGGACUUCGUGACCUGGCUGGAGGGAAAGGGUCCCGUGAGGGGUCGUGUCCAGUCCUUCUGGAGCAAUGGGGCUGCACUGUUACUAGUGUGUCCUGGGGAAGGGCUUCCUGAGUCCAAGGGCCGUAGACCAAGAACCAUCCGUUGUCUCAUAUCUCAAAACAAUGCAGUCAACUUUAACCUGCCAGCCCUCGUAGAUGCCUCUUCUGCCCACUGUGCCGCUACUGUGGGUUGGGAUGUGACCUGGAUCCUCUUGCUGCUGCUUGUUGCUGGCCAGGGCCUCACCAUCCUGGCCCUCAGCGUCAUGUUGUGGAGGCAGAGGCUUCGGGCAGCUCCGUGCAGAGAUGCCCCGAUUCCUCACUUCAAACCCGAGAUCCAGGUCUAUGAGAACAUCCAUCUGUCCCGUCUCAGUCCGCCGGUCCACAAGAUCAAGUGACGCUCAAUGACACCUGCUAUGGAGAGUCACCAGCUAUCUCCCAGAAAACCUUGCAGGGAGGCUGCAGCAACUAACAAUGCCACCUCUUGCUCUCCAGCUGGCCUCCGGCAGCCCCCAAGCUGUGGGUCCAAUGGGGGUGAAGGAAAGGAGGAAUUUAUUCUAUGAUGCUAUCUAAAGAGUGUGCUCUCCUGCAUCUGCCAGUUUUGGCGGGGUGGGGUGCUGAGCCCAGAGUACUGUGGGAUUAAGGGGAGGCUAGGACAGCUGGUGAGGAUGAGGAGGGUAGGAGUGGGCAGGGAAGAGACAGAGGAAUCCAGACUGGAACAAUGGUGGGGAAUUGGUGUCAAGGGAAUCUGAGAACAAAUAGGGGCUCUGAAGAAGAGCGAAGAGACUGGGUGAGAGAAAGAAAAUGGAGCAAAGUGAGACUGAGGGACAGAGAAAGAUGGAUCAGCCAGAUGCCCUGCCUCCUCACCACUCGUUUCACCCACAGAGAGAGGAAAGCGGGGCUUCCUGGGUGGAGGGGAGGGCACUCAGCGGGGCUGGGCUCCCUGCCUGACCCCAUGCUUAUCCCAGGCACUCACGCUCUUCCUGUGGUGCUCUGCUGUGGCAACUGUCCAUCUGGCUAUCUGGCUAUCCGUAGGGUGCAAAUAACUUAUUGCCUCUCGGACUCCCCAGGAGCACCCAGCUUAACCUCCCCAGCAGAGGGUGUGGCUCCAGGGGCUGGCUGUGGGAUUUCUGAGGAAGGGCUUGUUACACUGAGCUCUACAGGAAGAGUGGCCCAAGUUUCCCAAGGUGACCAUCCCCCAAGCCCAGACAGAAAUGAGAGGGCCUCCCAGCCACCCCCUCGUGAGUAACUCGCCCAGGUGCCCCAAUGUGUGGAAACUCAAGCUCGGGCCUCACUGGAGAGAAGCUUUCUCCUAAUUCCCCGGAACUGCAGCUGCUUGAGCUAUGAUGCAGCUAUUAACACCGAUGGAGAAUGAGGGGAAGGUGACCAUCUGGCUCUGGGUCCAGCAUCUCAGCCUGACAGACCAAGCAGCUGUGGUUUGCUCGUAGGAUGUAGGUGUGCACACAUAUCCAAAGUGCACACAUUAGGCAUGGCCAGGUGCCCAGGGAACCCUUUUCAGAAGCGUACCCUUGGUAGUUCUCUACCCUCUCCUUCCUUAGCACACCACCUCCCACACCAAUCUUUCCUAGGGAGACUUUCCUCCCCAAGCUCCUUCAGUUCCAUUUCCUGGAACCAAACCCACAGCUCCAUCAAAAUGCCUGCCUUGUGGUCUACACAGUGGCUUAACAGGCUAAUCCUCCACCUGCAAGGGUUGGGAUCCCACAUAGACACCGAUUUGUGUCCCGGCUGUUCCACUUCCCAUCCAGUUCCCUGCUUGUGCCCUGGAAAGUAGCGGAGGAUGACCAGAGAACUUGGGAUCCUGUACUCAUGUUGGAGACCUGAAAGAGGCUUCUGGCUCCUGGCUUCGGAUCGGCUCAGCUCCAGCUAUGGCAGCCAGUUAGGGAGUGAACCAGUGGAAUGAAAGAUCUUUCUCUGUCUCUCCUUUUCCCUGUACAUCUCUCUUUCAAAUAAAAAAAGAAAU